Danio aesculapii is the source of this 2526-nucleotide messenger RNA. RefSeq names its product scinderin like a (gene scinla). The transcript has 17 exons. Gene Ontology annotation, cellular component: cytoplasm; actin cytoskeleton. The record is from RefSeq and is a predicted model, not a curated record. NCBI's taxonomy places the organism in Eukaryota, Metazoa, Chordata, Actinopteri, Cypriniformes, Danionidae. Gene Ontology annotation, biological process: actin filament severing; barbed-end actin filament capping; actin polymerization or depolymerization. Bases 140 to 2302 code for a protein of 720 amino acids. Gene Ontology annotation, molecular function: phosphatidylinositol-4,5-bisphosphate binding; actin filament binding.
AAAACACGGCAGAACAUUUAAAGUCGGCUCGCAUCCAUUGAAAACCCGUGAAACUGAAUCUGGAGUAAACCCGGAGCAGCUUCUCGAACCAGAUCUGACUUCAUCGCCUUCAGUCUGUUUCAUUGACUCGGAAGGAAUCAUGGUUUUCCACAAGGAGUUCCAGAAUGCAGGUAAGGAGCCUGGUCUGCAGAUUUGGAGGAUAGAGAAGAUGGACCUGAAACCGGUCCCCAAACAACUCCAAGGAAACUUCUUCACCGGAGAUGCCUAUGUUGUCCUUCACACCACUCCUGCUCCAUCCUAUAGUGUCCACAUGUGGCUGGGUAAUGAGUGUUCUCAGGAUGAAAGUGGAGCUGCUGCCAUCUUUGCUAUGCAGCUGGAUGAUCAUCUGGGCGGAGCACCUGUCCAGUACCGGGAGGUUCAGAACAACGAGUCUGUCACCUUUCUUGGCUACUUUAAAACUGGAAUUAAAUACAAGCAAGGUGGGGUGUCAUCUGGGUUUAAUCAUGUGGUGACCAAUGAAAUGAACACCAAGCGUGUGCUUCACAUUAAAGGACGGCGUGCCAUUCGUGCCACUGAGGUGAACAUGUCCUGGGCCAGCUUCAACCAUGGAGACUGCUUCAUCCUUGAUCUUGGCAAGGACAUCUAUCAAUGGUGUGGGAGUGAGUGCAACCGUUUUGAGCGCAUAAAAGCCUCUGAGGUGUCCAUUGGCAUUCGUGAUAAUGAAAGAAAUGGACGUGCCAUUCUGCACAUUGUUGAGGAUGGGUCUGAACCAGACGUUUUCAGUAAUUCUCUUGGACCCAAGCCCAGCAUCCCAGCAGGAAGUCCUGACGAUGAGACCACUGACAGAAGUAAUCAGAAAAAGGCCUCACUCUACAUGGUAUCUGACGCCGCAGGCUCAAUGAAGACAUCUAACGUGGCCCAGAACAGCCCUUUCAAACAGGAGAUGCUCAAUCCCUCCGAGUGCUACAUUUUGGACAAUGGACUGGACAGCAAGAUCUUUGUUUGGAAAGGACCGAGUGCAAAUAUUGAAGAACGUAAAUCAGCCAUGAAGGUAGCUGAACAGUUUAUCAAAGAGAAGAACUACCCCAAAAACACACAGAUCCAGGUUAUGCCAGGUGGAGGUGAGACUACACUGUUUAAACAGUUCUUCAGUAACUGGAAGGAUAAGGAUCAAUCCACAGGUCCAGGCCAAGCCUACAGCAUUGGGCGCAUUGCUCGUGUUUCACAGGUUCCCUUUGACGCCACCAGUCUGCACUCCAACAAAGUAAUGGCCGCCCAGCACGGCAUGGUGGAUGAUGGCUCUGGCAAGGUCCAGGUGUGGCGUGUAGAGGGUGGCGACCGAGUUCCUGUGGACCCGUCCAGCUACGGCCAGUUUUUUGGAGGAGACUGUUACCUGAUUCUCUACACCUACCUCCAUGGAGGCAGAGAGUCGCACAUUAUCUACACCUGGCAAGGACUGAAGUGUACACAAGAUGAGCUGGCUGCUUCUGCUUUUCUAACAGUCAAGCUGGAUGAUUCCAUGGGAGGCUCACCUGUCCAGGUACGUGUCACUCAAGGCCAGGAACCAGCCCAUUUGAUGAGUCUGUUCAAGGGGAAGCCCAUGAUCAUCCACCUGGGUGGGACUUCGCGUAAAGGUGGUCAGAGUAGAGUUGGCACUACCCGCCUCUUCCACAUCCGCCAGAGCUCCACACGUGCAACACGUGCUGUGGAGGUGGAACCAUCUGCAUCUAAACUGAACACUAAUGAUGUGUUUGUGCUGAAGUUUCCUGAAGGCAUGUUUCUGUGGAAAGGAGUUGGUGCUUCAGAGGAAGAAAUCGCUGCUGCAAAAUAUGUUUGCAGCUUCCUAGGAGGCAGUGCCACGGAAAUUUCAGAGGGCAAAGAGCCGGCUGCCUUUUGGUCUUCUUUGGGUGGGAAGAAGGAUUAUCAGACCUCCAAAAAUCUGCAGAAGACAGUUAAGCCUCCUCGCCUCUUUGGCUGCUCCAACAAGACUGGACGUCUAAUUGCCGAGGAAGUGCCUGGAGAUUUCACCCAGUCUGAUUUGGCCACUGAUGAUGUCAUGCUUCUGGAUACCUGGGAUCAGAUCGUUCUUUGGAUUGGUAAUGAAGCCAAUGAGGUAGAAAGGAGUGGAUCUGCUAAAAUUGCCAAAGAAUAUGUGGACUCUGAUCCUUCUGGCCGGCGAGGAACCCCAGUCAUCAUCAUAAAACAAGGAUUUGAGCCCCCAAGCUUCACUGGCUGGUUCCAGGCUUGGGACUCGAAGAUGUGGGACACAGACCCACUGGAUCGCAUCCGUGCUCGUUUCUAAAAUAACAUACAUUUAAAUACACUUGCCAUUAUAUACUUUUGUUUUGCAAAGCUUCCAGAAUAAUCACCUCUUAUGUUUCAUGCAUUGGUGGUCUGAAAGGGAUGCAGACGGAAACACAAUAUGCAAUAAUACUGCAUGUUAAACCACUAUGUACUGUAUUGUACUACUAUUAAUAACUUCUUGCCUUGUUUCUAUGCCCUGACUUUGCCUAGUUAUACAUUUAA